AUGGGAUUCUUUUAUGAUUAAAAUCUCAAAUAGUUUCAGAGUCUGAAUAAAAGAGCAUACCUUAAGAUUGUACCAGCUCUAAUAAGAUUUUGUAAAAUCACUUAAAUCAAGAGAUUAAUUAUGGUUAGAAAUAAUAACAAACUUGUAUUUUUCUAUCCAGGAGUCUUAGCUACUAAUCACAAAUUUUCAGAUGAGUUUUAUCUACCUUUUGACGAGGUACUACCCUAAAACAUUGUAGACUUUGAUUUAGAGAGACUUGUAAUAUUCCCAAGAGAUCCUAAAGAAGACCUAAAAAAAUGCUAUAUAUAUAACAUUUUAGAUGACUGGCAUUUGAAGUUGCUUUAUCCUAUGAAGGAGAAAAGAAAUUAAACAAUCUUUGUCAAGGUCUUAAAUAGCUUCAUUUAUGCUAUAGGUGGUAAUGCUAAUGGCUCUUGUGAGAGGUUAGACGUGCUUGGUGGUUAAGGAAUAAACAUAGAUUAGAAGUUUAUAUACGUGUUUUUCAAUCAGCAAGUUCAUGGUGGGUUACAGAUUUAUAGACUGAAUAUCGAGGACUAAGAAAAUGAUGUAGAUAAGCCAUUGAUUCAUGUGCCAAAAGCAAAAUGGAUACAAAUUUCUGUAAGAGUUCCGAGAAAAUUCCUGUUGUGUGUCCUGUAGCAGGAUUAAUAUGCCAAUGAGCUUAUUAUAUUUGGAAGGGUUCAACAAUAUGGACAUGAUUUUGAACUUAGUGUUGUUCAUUAUAAUGAUUAUUAUGCAUUGAGGGAUGCAAAAGAGUCGAUCAAUAAUAAUUGGGUAUAGCCAUAAUCGUUCCACCACACAAUUCAUCGAGAUAAAAUUUACUAUGCAGGGAGCACUAUACUAUUAUAAAAGAUUAGAAAUUUGAACCUCAAAGAGUUCAAAAUAGAACUGAAUCUUUAAUUAGAAAGAAAAAACGGAAGUGCUUGA
Stylonychia lemnae is the source of this 942-nucleotide messenger RNA. The record is from the annotation of a GenBank genome assembly. NCBI's taxonomy places the organism in Eukaryota, Ciliophora, Spirotrichea, Sporadotrichida, Oxytrichidae.